Dipodomys ordii (Ord's kangaroo rat) is the source of this 391-nucleotide messenger RNA. Its product is annotated as stromal interaction molecule 2-like. The record is from RefSeq and is a predicted model, not a curated record. The transcript has 4 exons. Gene Ontology annotation, molecular function: calcium channel regulator activity; calcium ion binding. Lineage: Eukaryota; Metazoa; Chordata; Mammalia; Rodentia; Heteromyidae. Bases 1 to 378 code for a protein of 125 amino acids. Gene Ontology annotation, biological process: activation of store-operated calcium channel activity; intracellular calcium ion homeostasis; store-operated calcium entry. Gene Ontology annotation, cellular component: endoplasmic reticulum; plasma membrane.
AUGUGGAUAGAGACCCUGCGAAGAUUUCUUUGGGAAAGGGAAAGCGAAGAUCCCUGCAUGUCACUGAAUCCACCAUGCUUCACAGAAGAAGAUAGAUUUAGUCUGGAAGCUCUUCAGACGAUCCAUAAACAAAUGGAUGAUGACAAAGAUGGUGGAAUUGAAGUAGAUGAGAGUGAUGAAUUUAUUAGAGAAGACAUGAAGUAUAAAGAUGCUACUAAUAAGCACAGCCAUUUGCACAGAGAAGAUAAGCAUAUAACUGUAGAGGAUUUGUGGAAGCGAUGGAAAACAUCAGAAGUUCUCAAGCUGUUUUAUGGAUGGGAAUUCUUCAGGGCAGGAAAAGCUUCUGACCUGAAACCUCAACACAGCCUCUUAUGCUAAGAAGCUACUAAAA